AUGUCCACACCAACUAAAGCCAUAGCUCAAAGUGAAAAUGAUCAUCGGACUCCACAGAAGUCGUGUUCCGGUAAAUCGACGAAGACAACUCCAUCGACUUCGAAAAGUUUAAAAGCAGUGGAAAAUAUAAUGCACCACACAACGGAUGAAACGGUAUCAUCGUCGGGUACGGAGGGUGGCGAAAGUAUUAUUGAUGUGCUUGUGGAAAAUUCCAGUGAAGAAAAUGUCCAUGAUGUUAGACAUGUGCGACGCUCCGGAAGGGUACCAAGUCCUACGAAGAAAUUUUUAAGUGGUGAUUUUGUGGUGGAACAAAUACCCGGCAGUGGUGGCAAGCAUAAAGAAGCAGAACGUAAACGUCGUACCAAAAAUGAUGAAGUUACCGAUGAUGAUGAUGAGGAUGGCGGCGUUGAGCAAGAGGAAAUUGAAAAUGUGCCUUAUGAUCAAGCGCCGAAGGCCAAAUCGGCAGAUAUUCAGUUGUUGCUUGAUGAGGGAGAUGUGGAGGGCAAGGCUAUGUUUGGUUUUAAUACACCCAAAAAGAAGGGUGCCAUGGCAUUGGCGGCAAUGAACACCCCCAAAGGCCUGGCGACACCUAAAACCCCCAAAACCCCAGGAAGAUUGGGUAAAACACCAGAUGCCAAGAAGUCGAGGAAAUCUACCCUGGAACCUAAAACACCAUCACGUGUUAGGAGUAAAGUGAAAAAUCAGAUUGCCAAAUUGGUACAAGAUGAUUCGGGUACCGAUUUUUCGGGCGAUGAAAGUGAUUUCCAUCCCUCGGGUAGUGAAAGUUCUUCGAGUGAUAAUGAAUCUUCAGGGCCGGACAAUGAAGCUGAUGAUGAACCCAAAACUCCCUGUAAAAGUCGCCGUUCCAUUGUCGUACCAAUUUUACCAAAAACCCCAUCCGCUGCCCGUUUGAGGCAAUCGGCACGUGUAAAGAAAUCUGCCGAUUAUGUACCCGAAAGUGAUGGCUAUUUCCAAUCCCAUUCAAGUGGUAAAAUUCUCACCUCCGAUCACACCUUAGAUCGUUUGAAAACUCCACGUUUGCCGGCCGAUCGUUUAUUUUCUUUGCUAUCUGAAAUGAAAGUUUCCGCCGAACAUGAAGCUUCCAUCAAUGCCAUAAUGGAAGAAUAUAAAUCGUAUUUUCCCAAAUGGUUAUAUAUUCUAAAUGAAGGUUAUAAUUUGAUGCUAUAUGGUCUGGGUUCUAAACGUCAAUUGCUGCAGGCAUUCCAUCGAGAAGUUUUAUCAACGCAACCGGUAUUGGUUAUAAAUGGUUUCUUUCCCAGUCUAACCCUCAAAGAUAUACUUGAUAGUAUAACUAAUGAUAUUUUGGAUGCUGGCAUUAGUCCUGCCAAUCCUCAUGAAGCUGCCGAUAUGAUUGAAGAGGAAUUUGCAUUGAUUCCUCAGACUCACCUAUAUUUAAUUGUACAUAAUUUGGAUGGAGCAAUGUUGAGGAAUGCAAGAUCCCAGGCGAUUUUGUCCAGGUUGGCCAAGGUGCCAAAUAUUCACAUGUUGGCUUCAGUUGAUCACAUAAAUACACCAUUGUUAUGGGAUCAAACGAAAUUAAGUAAUUACAACUUUUCCUGGUGGGAUUGUACCACAAUGUUGCCAUACACAGAUGAAACCUCCUUUGAAAACUCUUUGUUGGUACAAAAUUCUGGAGAAUUGGCUUUGUCCUCGAUGCGUAGUGUAUUCCUAUCACUUACCACCAACAGUCGUGGCAUUUAUAUGAUUAUUGUCAAACAUCAAUUGAAAAACAAAGGCAACCCCAAUUAUCAAGGUAUGCCCUUUAAGGAUUUAUAUUGGAGUUGUCGUGAAGCCUUCUUGGUCAGUUCCGAUUUAGCAUUGAGAGCCCAACUAACCGAAUUUUUAGAUCACAAAUUAGUAAAGUCCAAACGUAGUGUAGAUGGUUCUGAACAACUCACCAUACCCAUCGAUGCACAAUUAUUGCAGCAGUUUUUGGAUGAACAAGAAAAGAAAUAA
Musca vetustissima is the source of this 1977-nucleotide messenger RNA. It is a transcript of the gene Orc2, whose product is annotated as origin recognition complex subunit 2. The record is from RefSeq and is a predicted model, not a curated record. Gene Ontology annotation, cellular component: nuclear origin of replication recognition complex; nucleus. Gene Ontology annotation, biological process: DNA replication. Gene Ontology annotation, molecular function: DNA replication origin binding. Bases 1 to 1977 code for a protein of 658 amino acids. The transcript is spliced from 4 exons. NCBI's taxonomy places the organism in Eukaryota, Metazoa, Arthropoda, Insecta, Diptera, Muscidae.